AUGCUUCGAAUCCAGCGUGCCGGGCGUCUGUCCUCGAGGGCUCUGCUCCCUCUGCUCCCACAAACGGCACAGCGCAGCGCCUCGUCCUCGUCGAAGAAGCCCGAAAGCGAGCUCAACAGCGUGUCGAGACAUGUCACCCAGCCUAUCUCGCAGGGCGCCUCGCAGGCCAUGCUCUAUGCCACCGGCCUGUCGACAGAGGACAUGUCCAAGGCGCAGGUUGGCAUCUCCAGCGUCUGGUACAACGGCAACCCAUGCAACAUGCAUCUGCUCGACCUAAGCAACAGGUUCAAUACCAUUGGAGUCAGCGAUGGCAUCAGCAUGGGCACCAAGGGGAUGCGCUACAGCCUGCAGAGCCGAGACCUGAUCGCGGACUCGAUCGAGACGGUCAUGGGCGGUCAGUGGUACGAUGCUAACAUCAGCAUUCCGGGCUGCGACAAGAACAUGCCUGGCGUCGUCAUGGCAAUGGGCAGAGUCAACCGGCCGAGUCUGAUGGUCUACGGAGGCACCAUACGUCCUGGCUGCGCAGCUACUCAGGGCAACGCAGAUAUCGAUAUCGUCUCGGCGUUCCAGGCGUACGGCCAGUUUCUGACGGGCGAGAUCAGCGAGGAACAGCGCUUCGAUAUCAUCCGGCAUGCUUGUCCUGGUGGCGGUGCCUGUGGUGGAAUGUACACGGCCAACACCAUGGCUUCGGCCAUCGAAGUGAUGGGCAUGACCCUGCCGGGCUCUUCGUCGAACCCGGCCGAGUCAAAGGCUAAGUUCAUCGAGUGUGAAGCGGCCGGAGGCGCUAUCAAGAACCUUCUGGCUGAAGAUAUCCGGCCGUCCGAUAUCCUCACUCGCCAGGCCUUUGAGAACGCCAUGGUCUUGGUGACGGUGACUGGAGGCUCGACCAACGCAGUUCUGCAUCUUAUCGCCAUUGCAGACUCUGUAGGAAUCAAGCUAACCAUAGACGACUUCCAAGCCGUCAGUGACCGGGUCCCUUUCCUCGCGGACCUGAAGCCGUCUGGCAAAUAUGUCAUGGCUGAUCUACACAAUAUCGGUGGAACCCCGUCCUUGAUCAAAUUCCUGCUCAAGGAGGGCCUCAUCGACGGCUCAGGCAUCACGGUGACGGGUCAGACGCUGGCCAAGAACGUUGAGAAGUUCCCUGACUUCCCGUCUGACCAGAAGAUCAUCAGGCCGCUCUCUGAUCCCAUCAAGCCAACGGGUCAUCUACAGAUCUUGCGUGGUAGUCUUGCGCCUGGAGGCAGUGUUGGCAAGAUCACCGGCAAGGAGGGCACACGGUUCGUCGGUAAGGCCAGAGUGUUUGACCAUGAAGACGACUUUAUUGCUGCAUUGGAGAACAAGGAGAUCAAGAAGGACGAGAAGACUGUCGUUGUUAUUCGAUAUACUGGUCCCAAGGGCGGUCCAGGCAUGCCAGAAAUGUUAAAACCAUCAUCUGCCCUAAUGGGUGCAGGAUUGGGCCACUCCGUUGCCCUAAUAACUGACGGCCGUUUCAGCGGUGGCUCCCACGGCUUUUUGAUUGGCCAUAUCGUCCCCGAGGCCGCCGUGGGUGGCCCCAUUGGACUCGUUGAGGACGGUGAUCAGAUCACGAUCGACGCUGAGAAUAGGCUUCUUGACCUUGAUGUUGCCGAGGACGUGCUUGCACAGCGUAGGGAGAAGUGGUUGGCUCGAGAGCAGGCUGGUCAAGGCCGGCCUACCGGACUGACUAUGAGAGGCACACUGGGGAACUAUAUACGCGAAAUUUGGUUUAAGAAGGGUGUGAAAAAAAAAGCCGCUCUUGCACCAGGCAUAGGAGGGUUGAAAGAAGAAAAGCAAGAGGUAAAAAAGAAGAAGAAGAAGAAAGAAAGAAAGAAAGAAAGAAAAAGAAAAAAGAAAGAGAAAGAAAGAAACGAAUGUGAGGGUAUCGAAUACAACAGAAAAAAUAAGAAAAAAGAAGAAAAAGUCCUUUGUCCUUUGAUCCAGAUUGUUCAUCAACCAGCCAACCAGUAA
This is a messenger RNA of Trichophyton verrucosum HKI 0517, 1986 nucleotides long. RefSeq lists its product as uncharacterized. Gene Ontology annotation, biological process: branched-chain amino acid biosynthetic process. Gene Ontology annotation, molecular function: dihydroxy-acid dehydratase activity. Gene Ontology annotation, cellular component: mitochondrion. Lineage: Eukaryota; Fungi; Ascomycota; Eurotiomycetes; Onygenales; Arthrodermataceae. The record is from RefSeq and is a predicted model, not a curated record. Bases 1 to 1986 code for a protein of 661 amino acids. The transcript has 6 exons.